This is a messenger RNA of Mycotypha africana, 1335 nucleotides long. RefSeq names its product protein phosphatase 2A regulatory B subunit. Gene Ontology annotation, cellular component: protein phosphatase type 2A complex. NCBI's taxonomy places the organism in Eukaryota, Fungi, Mucoromycota, Mucoromycetes, Mucorales, Mycotyphaceae. Gene Ontology annotation, molecular function: protein phosphatase regulator activity. The coding region runs from base 1 to 1335 and encodes 444 amino acids. The transcript is spliced from 4 exons. Gene Ontology annotation, biological process: signal transduction. The record is from RefSeq and is a predicted model, not a curated record.
AUGACACCCGUUGGCAAAGGUCCUCGAAGACAAAAGUCAUUUUCUCGAUUUCAUUCUAGCAAUGAUCUUGACAGGUUGUCAAGCAUGAGUAGUGGUAGUACUAACGAACCAAUGGUACUAGAACCAUUGCCCAAGUUUAGUGAAGUCCCCGCUAACAAACGCACUGACUUAUUUCUGAAAAAGUUGAACCAGUGUCAAAUGAUAUUUGAUUUUGCUCAACCUUCUACUGCUACUACUAGUACUGGUCAUAGUGAUGCUAAGACAACAAUGAUAGAACAAAGGAACCUUAAAGAAAAAGCACUGGUGGAUAUGUUGGAGUAUGUAGCCACAACAAAAGGAGCUAUUACAGAUGCCAUUUAUCCAGAUGUUGUCAUGAUGUUUUCUAAAAAUUUAUUUCGUACGAUACCCCCACCUAUAUACAGAGAAGAAGGCUAUGAUCCUGAAGAUGAUGAACCUACACUAGAGGCGGCCUGGCCCCAUCUUCAACUUAUCUAUGAAUUUUUUUUAAGAUGCGUCGAAUCACCCGAUUUUAACGUACAGGAAGCCAAGAAGUAUAUCGACCAGAGAUUCAUUCUUCAGCUUUUAGAGUUAUUUGACAGUGAAGAUCCCCGUGAACGUGAUUUCCUGAAAACUACGCUUCAUCGAUUGUACGGCAAAUUUCUCCAUUUGCGAGCUUUUAUUCGGAAAUCCAUCAACCACAUCUUUUUGCAGUUUAUUUAUGAGACGGAAAGGUUCAAUGGCAUUGCAGAAUUGUUGGAGAUUUUAGGGAGUAUCAUUAACGGAUUUGCCUUGCCUUUAAAAGAAGAACACAAGGCGUUUUUGACAAGAGUGUUGUUGCCUUUACACAAGCCAAGGCCCAUAACGACAUACCAUCCUCAGUUAGCUUAUUGUGUCGUGCAGUUCUUGGAAAAAGAUCCAACACUUACGAAAACGGUUGUGGAUGGUAUCCUGCGCUACUGGCCAAAAGUAAAUAGUAUAAAGGAAGUCAUGUUUCUGAAUGAAAUAGAAGAGAUCCUCGAUAUCACAGACAAUAUCCAAUUCCCUAAAAUCAUGGUGCCCGUUUUUCACAAGAUCGCGCAGUGUAUAGCAAGUUCUCAUUUUCAAGUAGCAGAGCGGGCUCUCUAUAUCUUUAAUAAUGAGUUCAUCAUGAGUCUUGUACAUGAGAACGCGCAAGUGAUAAUGCCAAUGAUGUUUGAACCAUUAUAUGAACACUCAAAAGAACAUUGGAACAGGACAAUUCAUAAUCUAGUGUAUUCUGCCUUGAGAACAUUCAUGGGCAUGGAUCCCUCCUUAUUUGAACAAUGUACAUAUCAAUACAAUAACGAAAAAAAGUAA